Molecule: messenger RNA, 834 nt
Organism: Chanos chanos (milkfish)
Lineage: Eukaryota; Metazoa; Chordata; Actinopteri; Gonorynchiformes; Chanidae
Gene: rsph9
Product: radial spoke head component 9
Exons: 5
Coding region: 1-834 (277 amino acids)
Biological process (GO): axoneme assembly; cilium movement involved in cell motility; motile cilium assembly
Cellular component (GO): axoneme; radial spoke
Source: RefSeq, a predicted model, not a curated record
AUGGAUUCAAAUGCUUUGUUAUAUUCGCUUGAUUUAACUGCUGGUAACGGUAUAACGUUGAGUUCUGAGCACAAAGCGGCACUCCAAACCUCGUUGGUCAUUUUAAAAAGAAACUACAAAUUCAAACGUGUUCUUUUUUGGGGUAAGAUUUUAGGAAUAAAAGGCGACUAUUUCAUCGCUCAAGGAGUUGCAGAGGAUGAAAUGAGCGACAAAAAAACUUUGUACAGCUUCAACUGCAUGGAUUGGCAGCUGCUUCCCCCGGCCACGGAGGAGAUGCUCGCGGAGGUGUCCAAAGCAGCUAAGGGGCGUUUUGUAGGGGACCCGUCACAUGAGUACGAGCACGCGGAGACGCUGAGACGAGAGGAGGAGGACGAGGCUGUGGAGGAGGAAGUAACGGUGAAAGUGAGUGAGGAGAAGAGACUGGCUGCUACAGUCUUCACCAUCGACACAGAGGUGUCAGUCGUGCCUCGCGGUGCUUACAUCAAGACCCCUCAUGGAACGGUCCAGAAUAACCGCAGCUUUGAAGGGCUGUCAGUCACCGAGGCAAGCAAACUGAGGAAUUACUUGCAUUUCACUGAGCCAAAGAACCUGAAGAAAAAGUCCCUCCUGGAGAUGGCUGAUCUGAACCCCUGCAUUGACUUCCUGGACCCUCUGAGUGAGGACAUUCCCAAAGGCUCGUGGAGUUUGCAGAUGGAGCGGGGCGGAAGCGUGUGCGUGAUCCGGAGCCUGCUGUGGCUAGGCCUGACCUUCUUCCACGUUCCCAUGAGCCCGCAGCACGGCUACGUCUACAUGGGCGACGGCCUGAAGAACCUCGACCUUCCUUUCAUGCUUUAG